Penicillium taxi is the source of this 1272-nucleotide messenger RNA. Its product is annotated as TauD/TfdA family dioxygenase. The coding region runs from base 1 to 1272 and encodes 423 amino acids. NCBI's taxonomy places the organism in Eukaryota, Fungi, Ascomycota, Eurotiomycetes, Eurotiales, Aspergillaceae. Gene Ontology annotation, molecular function: oxidoreductase activity. The transcript has 2 exons. The record is from RefSeq and is a predicted model, not a curated record.
AUGGCAACUCUUACAGAGAAUGAGACCGAAACUGCUCUGUCUGGAGCUGAUAUCUCCAUUUUCCCUGAUGGCUUCAAGACUUCGGGACAACAUCCUCCUAUCUAUUCACGAGUUCGCCCUUACACUGAUUUUCCAAAGGUUCAGUACGGCCCUACUCUGUGGAAAGCAGAGGAGUAUCGCAAUAACCCUGAGCUCUGGAACCACAAAUUCACCGACGAGGAAAUUAAAGAGCUCAGCGAUGCAAGCGAUGAAUUCAUCAAACAGGGCAUCCCAUUGACCGGAAUUUCUCAGGCUCGGUUCCCUCUUCCAAACCUUUCCAAGCGUCUUGGAGUGCUGCGGAAAGACUUGAUUGAUGGAAAGGGAUUUUUCCUUUUCAAGGGUAUUCCAGUUAACGAGUGGGACCUCCAAAAGUGUGCUACAGCAUACAUGGGUCUCGGCACCUACAUUGGUUACUUCACAAGUCAGAACAGCCGUGGUCACGUUCUUGGCCACGUCAAGGACCUUGGGGAGGACCCAACCAAGACUGAAAGAGUGCGAAUCUAUCGUACAAAUGCUCGGUAUGUCAAAUAUAGUAACAGCCUUAUAACAUGCAUCACUAACUUUGAUUCCAGUCAAUACUUCCACACGGAUGGAUCUGAUAUCGUUGGCCUUCUCUGCAUCGCCAAGUCUCUCUCCGGUGGUGAAUCAGACAUUGUUUCAACACACUCUGUGUACAAUCUGCUCCAGGAACGCCACCCUGAUGUGGUUGAGACUCUUGUCAGCCCUAUUUGGUACUUUGACCGCAAGGGCGAGGUCUCAGAAGGCGAAGAGGAAUGGCUCCGCGGCAGCAUCCUCUACCUAGAAAAUGAACGGAGCGAGAAUCCCCGAGUUUACGCCCGACUUGACCCCAAUAACGUCACCAGUCUUUCCCGAUACAACUCUGGCCCGGAUGCGCGUAUUCCGCCCUUAUCUGAAAAGCAGAAGUAUGCCAUUAAGAUUUGGGAGGAGACCUGUGCCGAGCUUGCUCUUCACAUGGUUUUGGCACCUGGUGACAUCCAGUUUGUCAGCAACUCUCAUGUCUUCCAUGCGCGUACUGCCUACACAGACCACCCCCAUGAUGCUGUUGAUGAGAAUGGCAAGCCUAUCCGCAGACGCCACCUGAUGCGUCUCUGGCUGUCUGCUCCUGAAUCCGAGGGUGGCUGGAAGCUCCCUUAUCAUGAUACUCUUGAGAAGAAGCGCGGUGGAAUCCAGGUUAACAACAACCCCCCAACCUGCCCCUUGGAUGCCGAAUAA